AUGGAUCCAGCAAGGUCGUCGGAUCUUCAGGAGUAUUUGAGCAAGAGCGCUCAACGGAUGGAUCAGCAGGACGAACAGGUGAUUGCCACUGCUCGCGCCGUGCAAACGUUGGUGGCGCAGGUGGCCAAGCUCUCGACCCAGGUACAACAUCUUUCAUCUCCCACUGCGCCAGCCCCACUGCCCGUUCCCCACUCAUCGACCAGCACGCCACAAGAGCCUCAUAUUCCUGCACCAGAGAGGUAUGGUGGAGAACCUGAUGCUUCGGAGUGUAAGUGGAACGAGGAGGCGCAGUGGGAUGUAUUCCUGCAUGGGCUGGCCGACCGUGUGCAGCAGGAGAUCUAUUCACUGGAUUUACCUCCCACUCUUAACGGACUGAUUGAGCUCGCGCUGCGAGUGGAUGGCCGUUUGCACGAACGCGCUGAACGCAGGAAGCCUGUGGCGCGUCUCGAAGAACUGGAUGCUGCGGGGGUCAGCGGUGAGCACACGGUCAGUCCCCCGUUCGAUCACGAGCCCAUGCAGGUGGGGAGAGCUCGGCUCUCCCGGGAGGAGAGGACACACCGGAAGGAGAAAGGACUCUGUCUGUACUGUGGUGGAGCUGGACACUUUCUUAAGGACUGUCCGGAGGAGUCGGUGAACCUGUCAAACGUGCCCCAGGAGUACCAUGACCUGAAGGAAGUGUUCAGAUUCUCUGGCAGCUGGGAUCAUCCGCCCUUCUUCAUCUCCCGCGGGGCAGGUUUUUUUUUCGUGGGUAAGAAGGAUGGCUCUCUGCGGCCGUGCAUUGAUUACAGAGGACUGAACAACAUCACGGUAAAGAAUACUUAUCCUUUGCCGUUGAUGUCUUCUGCCUUUGAGCGGCUGCAUGGCGCGUCUCUGUUCCCGAAAUUGGACCUGCACAACGCUUAUCAUUUGGUCCGCAUCAGGGAGGGGGAUGAAUGGGAGAUGGCUUUUAACACCCCUAGAGGGCACUUUGAAUACUUGGUUAUGCCGUUUGGGCUUUCCAACUCGCCCGCCGUCUUCCAAGCACUCAUCAAUGACGUGUUGAGAGAUAUGGUCGAUCAGUUCAUAUAUGUCUACCUGGACGACAUAUUGAUUUUUUCUUCUUCUCUCCAGGAACACGUGCAACACGUCAGGCGAGUGCUCCAAAGGCUGUUAGAGAAUGGGCUUUUUGUCAAGGCGGAGAAGUGCAUUUUUCAUGCACAGUCUGUUCCAUUUUUGGGGUACAUCGUGUCGUCCGAGGGGGUGCGCAUGGAUACUGACAAGGUUAAGGCUGUGGUGGAUUGGCCAAUUCCAGAUUCCCGCAAGGCCCUGCAGAGGUUUCUGGGCUUUCCAAUUUUUACCGGCGUUUUAUUCGCAAUUUCAGCCAACUAGCCGCUCCUCUGACUGCCUUAACCUCCCCCGCAACAGCGUUCAGGUGGUCGGAUGCAGCUGAGGCUGCAUUCUCCAAUCUCAAGAGCCGCUUCGUUUCGGCUCCCAUUCUUGUCGCCCCUGAUCCUUCACGUCAGUUUGUGGUGGAGGUUGAUGCGUCAGAGGUGGGGGUAGGUGCAGUUCUAUCUCAGCGCUCCGCAGCGGACGAUAAGAUGCAUCCUUGCGUGUUUUUUUCACAUUGUUUAACUGCUGCCGAACGUAAUUAUGACAUUGGUAACAGGGAGCUGCUGGCGGUCAAAUUAGCUUUGGAAGAGUGGCGUCACUGGUUGGAGGGUUCGGGGGUACCUUUCAUCGUCUGGACUGAUCAUAAGAACCUUGAGUAUAUUAGAUCCGCUAAACGACUUAACUCUAGGCAGGCUCGGUGGGCUCUUUUUUUCAGUAGUUUUGAUUUUUCCCUAUCUUACCGUACCGGGUCCAAAAACAUCAAGCCCGAUGCACUUUCUCGCGUUUUUGAUCGCUCCGAGCGCCCGUCCACUCCCGAGUGUAUUCUUCCUGAGAGACUCAUUGUCUCUUCACUCACAUGGGAGGUCGAGUCGAAGGUCCGCACGGCCUUAGAAGGGGUAACGCCUCCGCCCGGGUGCCCACCGAGUCGGUUAUUUGUGCCAGAGGGGUUGCGUUCAGACGUUAUCCGAUGGGGCCACGAUUCCAAUCUGGCUUGUCAUCCAGGGGUUAGUCGCACCAACUUUUUGGUCAAACAACGAUUUUGGUGGCCCUGCAUGGCUCGCGAUGUUCACAAUUUUGUUUUGGCUUGCUCUGUCUGCGCUCGUGGUAAGACUUCUAAUCGUCCCCCUGAGGGACUC
Megalobrama amblycephala (Wuchang bream) is the source of this 2225-nucleotide messenger RNA. RefSeq lists its product as uncharacterized. Gene Ontology annotation, molecular function: zinc ion binding; nucleic acid binding. Lineage: Eukaryota; Metazoa; Chordata; Actinopteri; Cypriniformes; Xenocyprididae. The coding region runs from base 1 to 1368 and encodes 455 amino acids. The transcript is spliced from 4 exons. The record is from RefSeq and is a predicted model, not a curated record.